UUAUCAUUAAUAUUGUUCAUAAAUGGCUAUUAAUAACUCUAUUAAGUAGUAAUGAGGAAAAAUUCGAAAUUGGGAAUCAUACAAAUUUUGCAGUCAAAUUUCAAUUGUACCUAUAAAACGAUUUGUUGACGCUUCUUAAUCUAAACGCACGAAAUUAUAAAUAUGUCAGACAGUAUGGAACGAGAUAAAGCUGAAAUGUUGACACCUAAAGAAAGGGAAGAAGAAGAAAUGAAACAGGAACUUUUAGAUAUGAAAAUGUAUGAGACCUGGUAUACUUACAGGGAUAUGAAACAAAUCUUAGGAUUCAUCAAUGAAUCUAAAGAUAUGGCAAAUAUGGCUAAUGAUGAAAAAAAUGCACAAAAGGAAUUAUUACAGACUUCUAAUGAUUGUACUGCAGAAGGGAUGCUCAAGUCAAAUUUAGCACAACAAUUGGAAAUACAAGAGCACAAUGACACCUCUCAGUCAAUGCAUUCAUAUAGACCUAACCAUACAUCACCAAUACGUGAAAGAAUAUCAACUCAUAGCUGUAAUAGUCCUGACAUUGCACCUGCUAUUGCUGAUUCAAGAAACUCUGCAUAUAGAGGACAAAAUUUGGACAAUGAAGAUAUGUUUGUUAAAUUACAAGACAAUUCAAAUAUGAGAGAUAGUUAUUCUCAUACUAUGAGUAAAUACAUUUCAUUAAAAUCAAAUAAUUCUUUACAAGAUUCUGAUAUUAUAAAUAGUACAGAGACAAAGAUGGACACACAUUCUGAAUGUAAUCAGAAAUUGGAUCGAUGGCAAAUUAAUCCACUUGAUUCAUGUGUUAGUGAAAAUGAUGUGCCUUUGCAAAUGCCAAAUCGGCCUGUAGUUGAAGAUCGCAUGCCAUUUAGAUUAUGCAAAGAAGCACAAACACCUGAGAUGCUUGAAAAAUUACUGCCUGCAUUAAACAUUCAUUUGAAACAAACAGCGGAAUUGUGGCAUAGUUGGCACCGUACUACUGAUACUAAGUUUCAGUGGGGGUCACCCAUUCAGGUGGGACUUGCUAAAGAUAAUUCGGAUAAAAAGUCAUUGACAAAUAUUAAGACUGAACAAAAUCAAAUGGAAGGUACAAACAAAUAUAACAAUGAACGACCUAAUAAACGUAAAUCAACUUUGAAUCUUUCUCCUACUGAUAUAAGACAUUUUAAUUGUGAUGAAGAUGAAAAAGCAUUUAAAAAAAAGAAAACUCAAUUUCAUGAAGAUACGAACAAAAUAUUACAUUCCCCUAAACAAGUGUCUACUGUUAAAUACAGUGAAACAGAUCGAAAUUCAGACUAUGAUAAUAUAAGCACACUCCUUGACAAUAGUGAGACUGAAAGUGUUAAAAUGGAACACAAGAAAAAAUUCAAAGAACGUUCUUCAUCUGAAUUAAUUUCCUUACAUUCAAACAAAAUUACACCUCCAUAUGUUAGAAAGAAUAUUAAUAAAAAGAAAGAUCACGUUUCUAAUCCACCCCCACAAAGUCCAUUAGCACAUAGUAGCAAUGAGAAACACAAUACUAUAAAUUUAAUAUCCAAAGACAAUAGUAAUAUUCUCACUGAUAAAGAAAUCCUUCUAGAAUUAAAGAAAGAUAGCGUCAAUGAUAAGGUUAAAACGUCUGAGAAAACCAAAAUUAAACCGUUACCAUUGAAAGGUCUUUCACAUAGAAUAAAAAAUGAAUGUAUAAUUUUAGAAAGAAUUCAGCGUGAGAAACGAAAAAAAAUUGAAAUUGAAAAGGAAGAAGCUCAAAAAAAAGAAAAUGAAGAAAGAAAGAAAAAAGAAGAGUUUUAUAAAAAACAAAUAGAAGAGAAACAAAUAGAGGAGAAGCAAAGAGUAGAGAAAGAAAAGUAUAGAGAAGAGCAGAGCAAAAGGUGGAAAACUGUAGUAGAUAUGAAAUCUCAAAAAAAAAUUAAUAAAGAAGAUAAUGAAAAAUUACAGAGUUUGAAUAGACAAAAUGAAAAUAUGAUUUCAGAAAUCAUAGUACAAAGCAGAUCGUUUCAGGAGAAUAGUACAUUUGUAAGUAGAGAUAUGGAAAUUCCUGAGAAUAAUUUUACAAAUAAGGUAAAUUGUCCUAUCUGUAAUAAAUCUUUUCCAAGUGAUAAAAUAGAAACACAUGCUGCUGGAUGUGAACAAUAUGUGUCAGACAGUGAAUAUGAAAAUGAGUAUGAAAAUGAUGUACAUGUUUUUGAAAAUAAAGUAUCACCAUUAAACACUGACAGUGAUGAAAUUUUUGAAUGUCACAUUUGUUCGAAGUAUAAAACGACUAAUGGAAUACAUUACGAAGAUCACGUUAAUACAUGCCUGCAAAGAAAACAUCAACAUGAAUCUUUAACUGGUAACAUUACAAGUAACAAACACAAAUAUGGAAUCACAUUUCCUGCAACUGUACCAGGUGGAAUUUAUACAGAUUUGAGCAAAGCAAAUAUAAUACCAGACAAUUUUAUUAAAAAUAAUGAUAUAACCAACCGAUGGGUUGGUAAUCAAUCAGUUGUUUACAGUAAAAUGUUUUAUGCAAAUAAUAAUCUAUUAAAUGCUCCUAAAGUGGUAUUAAUUUUCCAUGGUGUGGAUACAUUUUCUACAAUCUUUUUAAACCAGCAGAAACUUGGGGAAACAUCAAAUAUGUUCUUAAGAUAUACAUUUGAUGUUACAAAAUAUUUAGAAAUAGGAGUGAAUUUAUUAGAAGUCUUCAUUUCUUCUCCAGUAAAAAUAGCUGAAACCUUUUAUAAUGAACAAGCAUUAAAAUAUACUAUUCCUCCAAUAUGCCUUCCAAAUACUUACAAUGGAGAGUGUCAUGUAAAUCAUAUAAGAAAAAUGCAAGCCAGUUUUGCUUGGGAUUGGGGUCCAGCUUUUCCAUCAAUGGGUAUUUGGAAAAGUGUAGAAAUAAUUCCUGUAAAUGAAAUAUAUAUCAUGGAUAUUACAACAGAUGUUUAUAAAGAAGAAAAUUUUUGGAAUAUCAUAAUCACAGUAUUUCUUGAAGUUUCCUUACUAAAAAAUAAUCAGUCUACAAUUUGCCAAAUUUUGGCUAUUCUUAAUAUUAAUGAAAAAUCAAAUAUUUAUAAUUCUAGUAGUAUUAAUUUAAAUAUAAAUAAUGAACAUAUAAAAAAUACUAUACAUCUCAAAGUACCUGCAGAUCUUGUACAUGAGUGGUGGCCAAAUGGUUAUGGCAACCAAACGCUUUAUUCAUUAACUGUAACUGCAAAUACUUCUAUUAAUGUCAAGCAGAAGACAGUACGUAUUGGUUUCAGAACAGUAGAACUUGUACAAAAGCCUCUCAAAAAAGGAUUAAGCUUUUAUUUCCGAAUAAAUGGCAUUCCAAUAUUUGCAAAGGGUAGUAACUUCAUUCCAGCUAGUAUUUUUCCUGAAUUGAGUGCUAAAAUGGAGACAAUUAAACAUUUAUUAACAUCCGUAAAAGAGGCAAACAUGAAUAUGCUUAGAGUAUGGGGAGGAGGUCUUUAUGAAUCUGAAUUAUUUUAUAAUAUAGCUGAUGAAUAUGGAAUUAUGAUUUGGCAAGACUUUAUGUUUGCAUGUGGAAUGUAUCCUACUACAGAUGAAUUUCUUAAAUUAGUUAAAAAAGAGGUAAUACAAAAUGUACAGAAAUUAAAAAAUCAUCCCAGCAUUGUUCUUUGGGCAGGAAAUAAUGAAAAUGAAGCAGCUUUAUUUGGAAAUUGGUAUGGAACUGGAGCUAGUAAAAUAUAUAAAACUGAUUACAUUAAGCUUUAUGUAGACAUAAUCAAAAAGGAAGUAGAACAAUUAGAUUCUACACGACCUUUUGUAGUCUCUAGUCCUAGCAACGGAUUACAUACAGAACAGUAUAAUUAUAUUGGACAAGAUCCAUAUUCACAGUUAUAUGGAGAUGUUCACUAUUACAAUUAUCACAAUAAUGGAUGGGACAUGCAUCAAUAUCCUCGAGCAAGAUUUUCAUCAGAAUAUGGAUUUCAAUCACUACCAUCAAUUUAUAGUAUAUUGCCUGUUGCAAAAACAACUGCUGAUUUGGACAUAUACAGUAAUUUCAUGAAACAUCGUCAACAUUUGCCGUUAGGAAUGCUAUAUUUGACGAAACUUAUUUCCAAAAAUUUUAAAAUACCCGAAACUCAUAAUAGCGUACAAAAUUUUGAAAAUGACAUAUAUUUAAGUCAAGUUAAUCAGGCAGUUUCGGUAAAGGUACAAACAGAAUUUUAUCGACAAUCAAUGUCAGAAUUAAAUGAAGUAGGAGAGGGAAUGACAAUGGGUGCUUUAUAUUGGCAAUUAAAUGAUGUUUGGCAAGCUCCAUCUUGGUCUUCUAUAGGUAAUUAAGAUUAUUGUGGACGAUGGAAAAUGCUUCAUUAUUAUGCUGUUGAAUUUUUUGCACCUAUUAUAGUUACAUACUAUGUUAAAGAAAUGGAUCUUUCAAUUUAUAUUGUUUCUGAUAAGUUAUAUCCAAUAACAAAUGUUACUUUGGAAGUCAAUCUAUAUACAUUGAAUAGUAUGAAACCUGUACAAUCACACAAUCAUUACAAUAUAACUGUUGGAGCAAAUGCAGUAACUAAAAUUUAUGAUGAUUUACUUAAGACUUCAUGGAUUUUAAAUUCUACAACACAUAGUGAAUGCCAGUUUGAUAAUGAUGCUAAACAGGAAUGUAUUACAGCACUUACCUUAAAAGACAAAACUGGAAUUUCAAUAGCACCAAGAAAUUACAUAUACCCAAGCAAUGGUUUCAAAAACAUUUCAUUACCAAUUGCAAACAUUUCUGUACAAAUAAACGACUAUCAUUUACCUGGAAAAAAUUUUAAUAAUCCAGAUAUUGAACUUGAACUAACAACGGACAAUGUAGCGCUAUUUGUAUGGCUAGAAGCUGGAAAUAUUUGUGGCCAUUUCUCAGAAAAUGGUUUCCAUAUGUUUGAAAACAAAAAAAGAGUUGUGUUUCUUCCAUGUAAAGCAAUUACAUCAAAAGCAUUGAGAAAAAAUUUAAAAAUUACUACACUUUCUGACAUUUAUAAUACCAAUAGAUAA
This is a messenger RNA of Habropoda laboriosa, 4986 nucleotides long. It is a transcript of the gene beta-Man, whose product is annotated as beta-mannosidase. The record is from RefSeq and is a predicted model, not a curated record. NCBI's taxonomy places the organism in Eukaryota, Metazoa, Arthropoda, Insecta, Hymenoptera, Apidae. Gene Ontology annotation, molecular function: beta-mannosidase activity. Gene Ontology annotation, biological process: carbohydrate metabolic process; glycoprotein catabolic process.